Messenger RNA from Carassius carassius (crucian carp), 923 nucleotides. It is a transcript of the gene cplx2b, whose product is annotated as complexin 2b. Gene Ontology annotation, biological process: neurotransmitter transport; regulation of neurotransmitter secretion; synaptic vesicle exocytosis. The transcript is spliced from 4 exons. Gene Ontology annotation, cellular component: terminal bouton; SNARE complex. Gene Ontology annotation, molecular function: syntaxin binding. The record is from RefSeq and is a predicted model, not a curated record. Lineage: Eukaryota; Metazoa; Chordata; Actinopteri; Cypriniformes; Cyprinidae. Bases 254 to 658 code for a protein of 134 amino acids.
AGAGAGAGAGGGGGAGAGGUGGAUUAUCAGGACACACAGUGUUUGUCAUGUUCUGGCUAUUCAAGCAUGUAGUUCUCUUUAACAUUCAGUUAGGAAUCCUUCAAGAAGAACAAAUUGCAGGUCAGUAAACUGUAGGUGUGAAAGAUUCAUCAGGAGACUGACAUACUGUGGUGGACCGACAGAUUCAGGAUCACAGCUGCUAUAAAUGCAACACUCUCUUUAGCUGGAAGAGGACCACAUAUCUGAGUGCAUCAUGGAUUUUGUGAUGAAGCAAGCGCUGGGCGGGGCCACCAAAGACAUGGGGAAGAUGUUAGGAGGAGAGGAAGAGAAGGACCCUGAUGCCCAGAAGAAAGAGGAAGAGAGGCAGGAGGCGCUCAGACAACAAGAAGAGGAGCGAAAGGCCAAACAUGCUCGUAUGGAGGCCGAGAGGGAAAAGGUCAGACAGGCCAUUCGAGAUAAGUAUGGACUAAAGAAGAAAGAAGAGAAGGAGGCAGAGGAGAAAGCGGCUAUGGAACAAGCAUGCGAAGGCUCCUUGACUCGGCCCAAAAAGGCUAUCCCAGCAGGCUGCGGGGCGGAUGACGACGAGGACGAGGAGAGCAUACUGGACACCGUCCUCAAAUUCCUGCCCGGACCUCUACAGGACAUGUUUAAAAAGUAACAGACACAAAGCUGUUCCUCAAGAAAGAUGGGUGAGGGGGGAUUUUUGCCAAACAGGUUCACUGCCUUGACGGAAUUUUAUGGAUAGAUACAAAAAUCAUAACCCGACAACGUUUGGUCUUUUCACUGCCAUUCAGGUUCAGAUUGUUUACACUUUCUAUAGUGUUUGUUUACUGAUCACCAUGGCCUUAGGUCCUCAGCGGUCAGCCCCACCAUAACAGCACACUGAUGCUGGGAAUAUGAUGCUUACUUAGAUUGAUUUAUUU